GACAAGGCGCUUCCUCUCCAGGGCCUCAGUUUCCCUAUCUGUAAAAUGGAGUGAUAGCACAGAACUGCCCACCUUGCAGAGGCGCCCGAAGCCCUGAUGGGAUAACGGAUGAGAAGGAGUUUUCGUUACGAAGAGCCAGCUGAAGCGGAUGCACGGAAGGAGCGCGCAACCCUCAGCGACGGCAGUGGCCCUCGCGUCCUUCACAUUCCCCCACAUCCAUCCCGUGGAUUAUGGGGAAGGCACUACUCCAGGGGUUCCCACAGAGCGGACCCUGGAACGAGGAUCUGGGGAUGCGGCCAAAGAGGCGGGUUUGGCCGCGGCCGCUCCUAGGCCAAAGCGAGACGACCUUACUGCGCACGCGCAGUAGACAGCCGAUGGAGCCACCAAUGGAGCCGUCCGGAGGGGAGCAAGAGCCCGGAGCCGUCAGGCUCCUGGACCUGCCCUGGGAAGACGUGCUGCUCCCACACGUCCUGAACCGGGUCCCGCUGCGCCAACUGCUCCGACUGCAGAGCGUUAGCAGGGCCUUUCGGGCGCUAGUGCAGCUGCACCUGGCCGGACUGCGCCGCUUCGACGCCGCUCAGGUGGGUCCGCAGAUCCCGCGGGCCGCUUUUUCCCUGCUGCUGCGGGACGCCGAGGGGCUGCAGGUGCUGCUGCUGGCGCCGUGUCACGAAUGGCUGUCAGACGAGGACCUGGUGCCGGUGCUGGCGCGGAAUCCGCAGCUGCGGAGUGUGGCGCUGGCGGGCUGCGGGCAACUGAGCCGCCGCGCGCUGGGGGCGCUGGCCGAGGGCUGCCCCCGUCUGCAGCGCUUGUCGCUCGCACACUGUGACUGGGUGGAUGGGCUGGCGCUGCGCGGCCUCGUGGACCGCUGCCGGGCCCUAGAGGAGCUGGACCUCACUGCCUGCCGCCAGCUUAAGGACGAGGCCAUCGUGUACCUAGCGCAGAAACGCGGCGCCGGCCUCCGCAGCCUCUCGCUGGCUGUCAACGCCAAUGUGGGGGACGCCGCGGUCCAAGAGUUAGCACGGAACUGCCCGGAACUCGAGCACCUUGACCUUACCGGCUGCCUCCGCGUUGGAAGCGACGGCGUCAGGACAUUGGCCGAGUACUGCCCCGCGUUGCGCUCACUGCGGGUGAGGCACUGCCACCAUGUGGCCGAGCCCAGCCUGAGCCGCUUGCGAAAGCGCGGCGUCGACAUCGACGUGGAGCCACCGCUGCACCAGGCCCUGGUACUGCUACAGGACAUGGCGGGCUUUGCACCUUUUGUCAACCUGCAGGUCUGACCCACCUGCUGGUGGGAGCACAGCUGGACUGUGUGGCUGGGGCCUGACACUUGAACUGUAGGGAAACUGAACUGUGGGGACCUCUGGUGAGAGGCCAGUGCCCUGCCCCACCCUGGAGCUUCAAAUAAAGAGCUUUUUACCCCCUC
Messenger RNA from Propithecus coquereli (Coquerel's sifaka), 1423 nucleotides. RefSeq names its product F-box and leucine-rich repeat protein 15 (gene FBXL15). Lineage: Eukaryota; Metazoa; Chordata; Mammalia; Primates; Indriidae. The coding region runs from base 231 to 1277 and encodes 348 amino acids. The record is from RefSeq and is a predicted model, not a curated record. Gene Ontology annotation, biological process: SCF-dependent proteasomal ubiquitin-dependent protein catabolic process. Gene Ontology annotation, molecular function: protein binding. The transcript is spliced from 5 exons. Gene Ontology annotation, cellular component: SCF ubiquitin ligase complex.